Molecule: messenger RNA, 5729 nt
Organism: Pelodiscus sinensis (Chinese soft-shelled turtle)
Lineage: Eukaryota; Metazoa; Chordata; Testudines; Trionychidae
Source: RefSeq, a predicted model, not a curated record
GCACCUUUCUGGGACGGGUCUGGAAGCAGGGCUGGCAGCAGACAUGGGGCAGAGCGAGUCUGAGUCUCAGGAUGAGCAGGAGGAUGCAGCACUCACAGACAUGUUGCCCAGUCUUAAGGUCUUUGUGGAGGAUCAGCUCCAGACCAGCAUGGUGGUGGGUGUCAUGAUUGGCAUUGGUGUUUCCAUGCUACUCAUCUCCACGUUGAUCCUGGUGCUGGUCCGCAGGCUGCGCCUCAAGAAGGUUCAGACUCAGGAGACACCCAAGUACCGAUUCCGCAAGCGGGACAAAGUGCUGUUCUACGGGCGCAAGAUCAUGCGCAAGGUGUCCCAAUCCACCUCCUCCCUUGUGGACACGACCAUCUGCAGCACCUCCCGUCCUCGCAUGAAGAAGAAGCUCAAGAUGCUGAACAUUGCCAAAAAGAUCCUGCGCAUCAAGAAGGAACUGCCCAUCCUGCAACUGAAGGAGCCGCCACCCUCAGUGCUGGAAGCAGACCUGACAGAGUUUGAUGUGGCCAACUCCCACUUGCCCUCUGAGGUGCUGUACAUGCUGAAGAACGUACGGGUGCUGGGCCAUUUUGAGAAGCCACUGUUCUUGGAGCUCUGCAAGCAUAUGAUCUUCCAGCAGUUCCAGCAGGGCGAGUACAUCUUCCGGCCCGGCCAGCCCGAUACCAGCAUCUAUGUGGUGCAGGAUGGCAAGCUGGAACUCUUCCUGACCCAGCAGGAUGGGAAGGAGACCCUGGUGAAAGAGGUGUUCCCUGGGGACAGCGUGCACAGCCUGCUCAGCAUUCUUGAUGUCAUCACGGGGCACCAGCGGCCUUACCGGACGGUGUCUGCACGGGCAGGCGAGGACUCCACGGUGCUGCGGCUUCCGGUUGAGGCCUUCUCUGCCGUCUUCGAGAAAUACCCUGAGAGCCUGGUGCGGGUGGUGCAGAUCAUCAUGGUGCGUCUGCAGCGGGUCACCUUCCUAGCCCUGCACAACUACCUGGGGCUGACCAAUGAACUCUUCAGCCACGAGAUGCAGCCGCUGCGGCUCUUCCCUCAGCCCAGCCAUGCCUCGCGCACCAGCCCUGUCAGACACAGCAAGCGCGUCGUCAGCAUCUCCUCCAUCGAUGACCACAAGGAGAGCUCUGGGAGGCAGCCAGAUGCCAGCACCAAAGACGUGGCUGAUCAGCUCAAGCUGGGGUCCCUGGAGCUGACUGCAGCACCACUACUGAGCCGCUGCAUCUCCAUGCCAGUUGAUAUCUCAGGCCUCCAGAAGGGUCCCCGCUCAGACUUCGACAUGGCCUACGAGCGCGGCAGGAUCUCGGUGUCGCUGCAGGAGGAGAGCACCAGUGCCAUGGCUUCCUUCUCCCCCUCAGUCUCCCAGGAGCCCAAGGAGCACAGGUCAGUGAUGGCGGAGGAGCAGACUCCCAGUACCUAUCACUACAACUACUGUGAGGAUGACUCAGCAGGUGGUGCCUGCCCCUUUGGGCCUUACCAAGGCCGCCAGACCAGUGCCAUCUUCGAGGCUGCCAAGCGGGAGCUGGUGAAACUCAUGAAGAUUGAGGACUCCUCCCUUCUCAACAACCGAGUGCUGCUGCACCACGCCAAGGCCGGGACAGUCAUCGCCCGCCAGGGGGACCAGGAUGUAAGCCUUCACUUUGUGCUGUGGGGCUGUCUGCAUGUCUACCAGCGCAUGAUCGACAAGGCAGAGGAUGUGUGCCUCUUCUUGACGCAGCCUGGCGAGAUGGUGGGCCAGCUGGCUGUGCUGACCGGAGAGCCCCUCAUCUUCACCAUAAAGGCCAACCGCGACUGCACCUUCCUCAAGAUCUCCAAGUCGGACUUCUAUGAGAUCAUGCGGGAGCAGCCCAGUGUGGUGCUGAGUGUUGCCCAUACUGUAGCUGCCCGCAUGUCUCCGUUCGUGCGCCAGAUGGACUUUGCCAUUGACUGGAUGGCUGUGGAAGCUGGGCGGGCCUUGUACAGGCAGGGCGACAAGUCGGACUGUACCUACAUUGUGCUGAAUGGGCGCCUGCGCUCUGUCAUUCAAAAAGGCAGUGGCAAGAAGGAGCUGGUUGGGGAGUACGGCCGUGGGGACCUCAUUGGAGUGGUGGAAGCCCUGACCCGGCAGCCUCGAGCCACCACCGUCCAUGCCGUGAGAGACACAGAGCUGGCUAAGCUGCCUGAGGGCACCCUGAACAAUAUUAAGCGCAGAUACCCCCAGGUCGUGACCCGCCUGAUCCACUUGUUGAGCCAGAAGAUCCUUGGGAACCUACAGCAGCUGUGCGGGCCUUUCCCAGGCUCCAGUCUUGGUGUGGCCUCCAGCUCAGAGGUGACCAACCCGGCCAGUAACCUGUCCACAGUGGCGGUGCUACCAGUGUGUGAUGACGUGCCCAUGGCGGCCUUCACGCUGGAGCUGGAGCAUGCCCUCAAUCCCAUAGGUCCCACCUUGCUUCUGACCAGUGACAUCAUCCGAGCACGGCUUGGUGCCUCAGCGUUGGACAGCAUCCAGGAAUACCGACUGUCGGGCUGGCUGGCGCAGCAGGAGGACAUCCACCGCAUUGUGCUGUACCAGACUGACUGCACGCUGACGCCCUGGACUGUGCGCUGCAUCCGCCAGGCUGACUGCAUCCUCAUUGUUGGGCUAGGGGACCAGGAGCCAGCGCUGGGCAAGCUGGAGCAGAUGCUGGAGAACACAGCCGUGCGUGCCCUGAAGCAGCUGAUUCUGCUGCACCGGGAGGAUGGGCCCAGCCCCUCUCGCACCGUUGAGUGGCUCAACAUGCGUAGCUGGUGCUCAGGACACUUGCACAUCAAGUGCCCACGCCGCGUCUUCUCCCGCCGGAGCCCCAAUAAGCUGAGGGAGAUGUACGCAAAGGUCUUUGAGAAAGACGCCGACCGGCACAGUGACUUCUCACGUCUGGCGCGGGUCCUGACCGGCAACAGCAUUGCCCUGGUGCUGGGAGGAGGAGGGGCCAGGGGCUGCUCCCACAUCGGGGUGAUCAAGGCCAUGGAAGAAGCUGGGAUCCCCAUUGACCUGAUAGGGGGAACAUCCAUUGGCUCCUUCAUCGGGGCUCUGUAUGCAGAGGAGCGCAGUGCUGUGCGCACCAAGCAGCGUGCCCGCGAGUGGGCCAAGAGCAUGAACUCAGUGUUUGAGACAGUUCUGGACCUUACCUACCCCAUUACCUCCAUGUUCUCUGGCUCAGCCUUCAACACCAGCAUCAACAAGGUCUUCCAAGACAAACAGAUUGAGGAUCUGUGGCUACCCUACUUCAACGUGACAACGGACAUCACGGCCUCAGCCAUGCGGGUCCACAAGGACGCAGGCACUGUGUGGCGCUACGUCAGAGCCAGUGCAUCUUACCCCCCCUACCUGCCUCCUCUCUGCGACCCCAAGGACAGCCACCUGCUUGUGGACGGCUGCUAUGUUAAUAAUGUCCCAGGCUCGCUGUGGCGGUAUGUGCGAGCGAGCAUGACCCUUUCCGGGUACCUGCCGCCACUCUGCGACCCCAAGGAUGGCAACUUACUGAUGGACGGUGGCUACAUCAACAACCUGCCAGCGGAUAUUGCCCGGAACAUGGGUGCCAAGACGGUGGUCGCCAUUGAUGUGGGCAGCCAAGACGAGACUGACCUCUGCAACUAUGGUGACAGCCUUUCUGGCUGGUGGCUACUUUGGAAACGCCUCAAUCCCUGGGCCCAGAAGGUCAAGGUGCCUGACAUGGCAGAGAUCCAGUCACGCUUGGCCUAUGUGUCAUGUGUGCGCCAGCUGGAGGUGGUAAAGUCGAGCUCCUACUGUGAGUACAUUCGUCCGCCCAUUGACCGCUUCAAAACCAUGGACUUCGGCAAGUUCGAUGAGAUCUAUGAUGUGGGCUACCAGCAUGGCAAAGUGGUGUUCAGUGGCUGGAGCCGCGGCGACAUCAUUGAGAAGAUGGUGAAGGACCGGCGCUCAGCUGACUUCUACGAGAGCAAGCGCAUGGAUGUACUGACUUGCCCCAGUGCGGGGUUCACUGAUCUGGCUGAGAUUGUGUCUCGCAUCGAGCCAACCAAGAACUACCUGUCUGAUGGCUACGCUGACGGUGAGGAGUCUGACUACCUGACGGAGUAUGAGGAGGAAGGGCUGGAUCCCGCACGGGGAGAAGAGGAGCUGCUAGUGCCAGCUGAGUGGACCCACACUGAGGAUGAGAAGAGUCUGCGGCAUCGCAACUGCCUCUCCCAGGAGCUCUCCCCACCCAAGGAGUGAGCCCAGCCACCUUCUCCUGGCCUGGAAGAGAAUGAUCCUGCAGGCCCAGGGCCCAUCCUGCGCUACUCAGUUAAUGGCUAACGGCUCUGCUGGGACCAGAUCUUCCAGUAUGCAGUGGGACCCGGCUCAGGCUUGCCUCAGCGUGGAGUGGGGGCCACUGGGCACAGCCAGUACUGGAGCCGAGCCAAGCCAACCCUGCUGCAGUUCUGGGGACCACAGUUACUUGCAACAGGCUGUGCUGCUCACCCCAGGGCUCUGUGUUACCUCACUGACUGCAGGGCCCAGUGCAGCAGCCUCUGCUGGUAGGAGGUGGGGGUCCCCCCCCACACACACCCACACUUGCUGCUCCCUGGAGUCCUAUGCUCCCUUCACCUGCCUCCUGCCUGCCUCAGAGGAUGAGGCUGGCAGCCAGGGCCCUGCAGCUCAGCGCUCCCUGCAGGCUGCCUUGGCUCAGCUCCCCCAAGAGGAGGUGCCUGAGGGGGAGGUAGCUGGCGCCAAGCCCUUCUACCCGUUUCUCUUCCCCUAGAUUAUCUGACAGCCUGAACACUGCACUGAGCCCCGCAGCCUGAGGGCUACUGCCUCUCCCUCCCACCCUGUGCACUGUGAAGCAGCAGUGUCAUUUCCCUCCUCCCUGUGACUGUCCCUCACCCUCUCUCCUGCAGCUGCUUCCUCGUCCCAGACCUACCCUGCCCCCGCAACAGAGGCUAGUGGGGGCAGGGAUGGCACCCAGCCCUCUUCCCUUGCCUGGUCUCUACUGAGAGCCAGGGGAUCCAUGGCCAAGGCUGGGCCGAUCAGGGAGUGGUGAGUGUUCUAGGCCACAGCCUUGUUCCCUUGAUGUGUAAACCAGACUGCUAUUCCCAGGCAGCAAAGCCUGAGUUCACCAGGCAGGGACCCCCCAGAUCCUGGGCCGUCCCCGUUCCCCCAACCUGAGCUGCUGCACCUCCUCCAGGAACCCUCUGCCAUGGAGCGCCAUCCCCCUGCUCGUCCCAACUGCAGCCAGGCUGGGGGCAAAUUAAUGCAAGAUGCUACUUAUGUUUAUUAAAUUAUUGCUGUUGGGUAGGAGCUGGCCUAGCAAGGGCUAGACGCUGGGAUUUUGUUUAUUUUUCAUUUAAAAGAAACCUGCUUGUGGCUGCCAGAAUAAAACUUCCCCUGGCUGAUUGACUGUCACUCAGCCAGCUCCCAGGGAGGUGUGAGAGUGGGGGGGCUGCCCUCCAGCCAGGCCAACUGAGAAGCACAGCUGCCCUGCUCUGGGUAGCUUGUGGGAUUGGCUUGUUCCCUCAGUGCCACCAGUCCUAGGCGCUGUUCCUUUCCCCAGAGGGGAGGAAACUGGGGCUGGCCCUUCAGUUCAGUGCAGGGGAGGUCAAAGGUGUUCCCAGCUCCACCCUGUGCUGUGCUGCGCUGGGGCCUAGCGCCUGUGCUCGCUAGGCCACGUUCAUGGCCUCCUGCCCUGUGCAGGGUCAGCUCCCUAGAGAUCCAUGGGCUACAUCUAGACUGGCAUGAUUUUCCACAAACGCUU